GAAGAAGACAGCUGAGAGAAGAAGAAGAAGAAGAAGAGGAAAGUUUUUGUGGAGGAAUCAUCAACAUGCCGUGUGAGAGGAAGCCGAUGCGCUACGGUCACUCCGAGGGACACACCGAGGUCUGCUUCGAUGACCACAGUAGGUUCAUCGUCACCUGUGGAAACGACGGAGAUGUUCGGAUUUGGGAAAGUCUGGAUGACGACGACCCCAAGUUCAUCACCGUGGGCGAGAAGGCGUAUUCCCUCGCCCUGAAGAACGGGAAGCUGGUGACGGCGAGCUCCAACAACACGGUGCAGAUCCACACGUUUCCCGACGGCGAGCCCGACGGGAUCCUGACCCGCUUCACCACCAACGCCACGCACGUCACCUUCAACAGCAGCGGCUCCAGGGUCGCCGCCGGGUCCAGCGACUUCCUGGUCAAGGUGGUGGAGGUGUCGGACAGCAGCCAGCAGAAGACGCUGCGGGGUCACGAGGCGCCGGUCCUCAGCGUCACCUUUGACCCCAAAGAGGACUUCCUGGCGUCUUCCAGCUGUGACGGUUCUGUGGUCGUCUGGAACAUCGAGGAGCAGACUCAGGUGGUCAGCUGGCCUCUGCUGCAGAAGACCAACGACGUCAGCAAUGCAAAGUCUCUGUGUCGGCUGGCGUGGCAGCCCCGGGCGGCAAAGUUUCUGGCAGUUCCCGUCGACACCAAGGUUCACCUGUACGAGCGAGGGACCUGGGACCAUGUGAGCACUCUGACUGACGACCUGCUCACUCAGCCGGUCAACGUGGUGGCCUGGUCCCCGUGUGGACAGUUCCUGGCAGCCGGCAGCGUGGGGGGUGCACUGACCCUGUGGGACGUGAGCAGCAAACUGUGUGUGGAACGGCAGAAGCACGAGAAAGGUUUCACGGUGUGCGGCCUGGCCUGGCAUCCGUCCGGGAGCCAGAUCGCCUACACGGACACCGAGGGCUGCCUGGGUCUGCUGGACGGACUCGGCGUCUCCACGGCCGACGCCAGCGUCCCCAAGGCUGCGGUGAAAAAAACAGUGAAGGACUACGACGCCUUGUUCGAUGACGAUGAUGAUGACGACCGGGUGAUGGACGAAGGACUGAGCGACACCAGCUCGCCGGUGAAGAAACGAGUGGCGGCGGACGAAGACGAGGACGACGAGGAUGAUGUCCUCAUUCCCUCGACUGGACGCGUCCGGAACCGAGGAGCGAUCCUGGACGACGAGAACUCGCUGGACACCGGAUCCCUGAAGCUCGGUCCGGACGCGUUCAGGGACGACGACGACGACACCGGCAGCGCCGUGGUUCCUCGGUCCGUGCCCCUGGCGCCCCCCCGCCCCGUCUACGAGGGUCCGAUGCCCAGUGCUCCUCAGAAGGCGUUCCAGUCCGGCUCCACCCCCGCACACCUCACGCACCGCUUCAUGAUGUGGAACUCUGUGGGAAUCGUGCGCGGUUACAACGACGAGCAGGACAACGCCAUCGACGUGGAGUUCCACGACACGGCCGUGCACCACGCCAUGCACCUCACCAACUCCCUGGGUCACACCAUGGCUGAUAUUUCCCAGGAGGCCGUGCUGCUGGCGUGCUCCAGCACAGACGAGCUCGCCAGUAAGCUGCAGUGCCUCCACUUCUCGUCCUGGGACACCAAUAAGGAGUGGAUGGUGGACCUGCCGGCGGGCGAGGACGCCCGGGCGCUGUGUCUGGGGGCGGGCUGGGCGGCGGUCGCCACCAGCACGCUGAUGCUCCGCCUCUUCUCCAUCGGAGGCGUUCAGCGAGACAUCUUCAGUCUCCCAGGACCGGUGGUGUGCAUGGUCGCACACGGAGAGCAGCUGCUCAUCGUCUACCACCGGGCGACAGGUUUCGACGGGGAACAAGCGCUCGGCGUCCAGCUGCUGCAGUUCGGUCGCAGAAAGAGACAAAUCAUGAACGGCGAGCCGCUGCCUCUGUCUCUCCGAUCCCACCUGACCUGGCUGGGCUUCACUGCUGAGGGCACGCCUUGCUACGUGGACUCGGACGGCGUGGUGCGGCUGCUGAACCGCUCGCUGGGAAACACGUGGACUCCAGUGUGCAACACCAGAGAGACGUGCAAGAGCAGGUCGGACCACUACUGGGUGGUCGGCGUGCACGAGAACCCUCAACAGCUCAGGUGUAUUCCAUGUAAGGGCUCCAGGUACCCCCCCACCCUGCCCAGACCUGCUGUGGCCAUCCUGCCCUUCAAGCUGCCGCUGUGUCAGACCGCCACCGAGAAAGGACAGAUGGAGGAGCAGUUCCUGCGUUCAGUCCUCUUCCACAACCACUACAGCUUCCUGUCGUCCAGCGGCUACGAGAUCGACGAGGACGGACAGAGCCGCUCGCAGAAGGAGCAACAGGAGCUGCUCAUGAAGAUGUUCGCAUUGUCCUGUAAGCUGGAGAGGGAGUUCCGCUCCGUGGAGCUGGCCGAGCUGAUGACUCACAACGUGGUGACUCUGGCCAUUCGGUACGCGUCCCGGUCCCGACGCAUGAACCUCGCCCAGCGGCUCAGCGACAUGGCCCUGGAGAGAGCCAACCAGAUCCAGGAGGAGGAGCCGGAGGAGCAGGACCAGGAGCCGGAGCACAAGGCCAUCAGACGGAACUCUGGGUAUGACCAGAGCGAGGUCACAGGAGGACGUCACAGCAACAGACACAAUCAGGAGGAGGAAGAGGAGCAAGGACAGGAGCUCGGGGAGGAAGAGGACGGACAGGAGAUGGAGACGGAGGAGACGCCAGAAAGCAGGAAACGUGUGAAUCCAUUCGCCAAAGAAGCUGUUUCACCGGUGAUGCCGUCUCUGACACCAAUUGGUAAAGUAGGACGUUCAAAUCCCUUCAAGGUCUUUGGAUCGGGGAAAGCGUCGGCUGCGUCCGGUCAGAAUCGAGGGACCAACAUCCUGGACAACAUGGCGUCCAGCAGGAAGUCGGCUCCGCCCGGCGGCUCUGCAGGGAAACCCGGCAAAGGUCCCGUCCUCAAACCUCUGGCCCCGAGACCCAAGUCCAAGACCCAGUCCACCCUGCUCCAGAUGACCGGCACAAAAACAGCCAAUAAGAAGCCUCAGGGGAGCACGGAGCCGGCGGCGGAUCAGAGGAAACAAGCCGAGGUCCCGCCUCCAGCCUCGCCGGCAGAUGACAGCGACAACAAGAGACCCAAGACGGGGUUCCAGCUCUGGCUGGAGGAGAACAGGAAGAGCAUCGUGUUCGACCAGCCGGACAUGGAGGAGACGGAUGUGAUCAGAGAGGCCAUGGGACGCUUCAGGACGCUGUCAGCGGAGGACCGACUGGCGUGGACGGAGCGAGCGAAAGGUCCAAGCGGAGACGACCUGAAGAAGAGGAAACGAGCCGGAGGAGAAGAUGUGGGAGGUGAAAACGGACGAGAAGAAGCCGAGGAAAACGAUGCCAAGAAGAAGAAGAAGAAGCCUUUGGACUCCGCCUCCAAACUGUCAGCGUUUGCCUUCGACAAAAACUGAACAUGUUUCCGACAGUUUCUCGUUGGUUAAAGGUUCGAUGUGUUUAUUGAGAACUUUCCAUCCUGACGUCUCUGAGACCUCAAAUCACAACGUUGUGAAGGAUCAGAGACUUUCAUCAGCUCCUGUAUGUGUCAGUGUUUGUGGAUUUAAUAUUAUGUUUCUAGAAAAACUG
This is a messenger RNA of Limanda limanda (common dab), 3636 nucleotides long. It is a transcript of the gene wdhd1, whose product is annotated as WD repeat and HMG-box DNA binding protein 1. Lineage: Eukaryota; Metazoa; Chordata; Actinopteri; Pleuronectiformes; Pleuronectidae. The record is from RefSeq and is a predicted model, not a curated record. Gene Ontology annotation, biological process: DNA-templated DNA replication; DNA repair; mitotic cell cycle. Gene Ontology annotation, cellular component: nuclear replication fork. Bases 66 to 3464 code for a protein of 1132 amino acids. The transcript has 26 exons. Gene Ontology annotation, molecular function: chromatin binding; protein binding.